Molecule: messenger RNA, 2563 nt
Organism: Calliphora vicina (urban bluebottle blowfly)
Lineage: Eukaryota; Metazoa; Arthropoda; Insecta; Diptera; Calliphoridae
Gene: aft
Product: adrift
Exons: 2
Coding region: 129-2342 (737 amino acids)
Biological process (GO): 7-methylguanosine mRNA capping
Cellular component (GO): cytoplasm; nucleus
Molecular function (GO): methyltransferase cap1 activity
Source: RefSeq, a predicted model, not a curated record
AUUUUCUUGGCAAAGUCUCUGGCAACGCUGGUUAUAAACAAUUUGCGCAGUGCAUUUAUAUUUUUUUCCGUAAAAUUUGUAAAAAAAAAAUGUUUGCUUAAAAUAUAAAAAAGCUGUAAGAAAAUAUUAUGAAUUUAUCACAAGAUACACGUUUAGCACCUCCGACAGGCUUAAGAAAUGGCUGUGGUCCACACACUUCACCCACAAAAUGCUCCGGCUCCAAUAACGCAACAACCGGCAAAUCGAAUUACAAGAACAAUACGAAGCCCUACAGCAACAGGGAGUUCAACAGUAUUACAAGACAAGCUGAUGAGAUGCAGUACCACGACUUUAAUACUCAAAUACAAGAAAUGUUCGAAAAAUGUUUUCUUUAUCAGAAAUAUUCCACAUCGAAUUCCUGGUGCCUACCAAAGGCCAAUGAACUGUUUAAAGAAUAUUAUCAAUUGGAGACAUUGCAAGAGUUGAAAAUAAAAUUGAAUCAGGUCAAGAGUAAAUUAAAUGAUUAUGUUAUUGAGGAUUGGUCAUUGCAUACAAGACGUCAGGAUCCUGCCGGCGAGAUACCUUGGCGUUUGAAAUCCGAAACAAACGCUGAAUUUGUAACAAUUGCCUGGUGCAAGAUGUAUGAAUGUUUGGGUAGAUUUCCAGAAUUGAUUAAAGGACCGCAAGUAAAUUCAUUGCAUUUGUGUGAAGCUCCAGGGGCUUUUAUUACGGCGUUCAAUCAUUAUUUGUAUACGAAUUAUGAUAAAAAUGAGGUGCAGUGGAAUUGGUUAGCGACCACCUUAAAUCCUUACUAUGAAGGCAAUCCUGUUAACAGGAUGAUAAUGGAUGAUCGUUUUCUCUUAUACACACUCGACAAUUGGCUGUUUCAUAAAGAUUUUACGGGCAACAUAAUCGAUACCGAAAAUUUACAACAUAUGCAACAGCAAUGUGAAAAACGUUUAGGUGAAGUACAUCUUAUAACGGCUGAUGGAUCGGUCGAUUGCAUAGAGUCACCCGAUUGUCAAGAGGAAAAGGUUGCACUUUUACACUAUGCCGAAAUAAUCACAGCUCUCAGCAUAUUGGCCGAGGGUGGAGCGUUUGUUAUUAAAAUGUUUACCAUGUACGAAGCCUCAUCGGUCAGUAAAUUAUUUCUAUUGAAUUGUGCUUUCGAAAAGGUGCAUGUAUUUAAGCCAUGCACUUCCAAACGCGGCAACUCCGAGGUGUAUGUUGUAUGUUUGAAUUACAGAAAAGAAGCAACAAAUUUGUCAGAAAUUGUAGAGAAAAUGAAAAUGAAAUUAAAUCUUGAAAAUGCCAUGCUAUGGCCAUUGUUUGCUAAAUCAUCGCUACCAGUUGAUUUUCUAAGGCAACAUGAAAUAUGCUGUCGCAUAUUUAUGAAUCAUCAGAUAAAUGCUAUAGAGCAGAAUAUCUAUAGUUAUGAGGUAAGACCUCAUAAAAUGAUUGUAAAGCGUUUACAAAGCCUUAGAACAGCCACCUGCAAUGAGUUCUACAAACGUUAUAAUAUUCACAAACUGCCUGAGGAAUUGAAAAUUCUUUAUAAAUAUCAUAAAUAUAUAGAAAAAAGCUAUAAAAAUCAAAUAUAUAAAGGCUCGCACUCGGAAAGGGAAAUGUUUAAGGAAACAUCCAAAGAAGAACAAAUUUUUAAAUUUCGCAAACAUUUAAAUGAAUUGGAAAAAAUGCUAAAAGAACAUUUACACUCAAAUGAAAUAAAAUAUAAAUUUGAAGAUAUAAACACGGACGAUGAAGCUAAAAUAAAAUUGUCGCUGUACCGGGGUCAGGGUGUCGCCUUCUUGAAUAGCAGUCUAUUUGCCAACGUGCAUUUGUUAAUAAUGCGUACGAAAUUAAAUGAUUUAUAUGUCGAAACAUCAUGCGAUAGUUUGUGGUUGCAGCAGCCUCGAGUGUUAUUUACUUGCAACAAAUCAAUAGUUUCAAUAAAUUUUAAUGAUUUUCUAACAACUUGUGGAAAUUUUUCCCUGCAACAGGAAAACUUUUUCAAAAACAUAAUCUCAUCGCUAUUGGAAUCCCAGCCCAAUGAAAUAAAAUUUAUAAAUUUUCCUUUUUUAACCCAUUAUGCAGUGUCCAUAUUACGUUAUUUAUCGUGUCUUAGUUAUUCACAAUUGUCAUUUUCAUUUGAGAACAAUUUUGAAAUUUCCUUAACUUCUUGUACCCGUGACUUUACGGUCAGUCUGGAGGAACUAAAAGUGGCCUUGUCCAGUAGUAUGGAUCAAGAUAUUUUAUGUUUUAUAAACAUACUACAAUUGCAUCGCAAUGAUUUUAAUAAAACGUUAUGUGCUUUCAACAACAUGUUGCUGUUGCAAAACUUUAAACAUUUAUUACACCAUUAAUCUGUUUUCAUGAAUUUUUCAAUAAUCAUAUAAUGAUUAGGAAGAAGUAUUGUAUCAAAUUGUUUAGGAAUUACACAAUUUCCAUUCUUUCUCUAAAACACUAUUUAAGACUUCUUAUCUAUUUUUAAAUAUACUAUACCGUGUGUGAAUUAAUAAACAACAUUUAAUGUAUGAAUUAGAAUGCUUUAAAAAAUAAAUAAAAAUGAAUUUUAAUACGGAAA